This is a messenger RNA of Tribolium madens (black flour beetle), 1657 nucleotides long. It is a transcript of the gene Setd3, whose product is annotated as actin-histidine N-methyltransferase. Gene Ontology annotation, biological process: peptidyl-lysine trimethylation; peptidyl-lysine dimethylation; peptidyl-lysine monomethylation. The record is from RefSeq and is a predicted model, not a curated record. Bases 150 to 1619 code for a protein of 489 amino acids. Lineage: Eukaryota; Metazoa; Arthropoda; Insecta; Coleoptera; Tenebrionidae. The transcript is spliced from 5 exons. Gene Ontology annotation, molecular function: histone H3K36 methyltransferase activity; protein binding; transcription coactivator activity.
GCGUUUACUACACGUCCUGCCAUCUAUUGUCCACUCCGCGUUUUACUCUAUUUAUAAAAAUUCUAAUAUUAAUCAUAAGUGUCUAAUACUAACAGCCACACGUGGGUGACCAAAAAGUUUGUGUGUGUUAUUUUCUGCAAAUCUGCGAAAUGGGGCGUAAAAACAAAGUUUCCAAGAUCUCACAGCCGGUGAAAAGCAAGACCCAACGUAACCUCACUCCGUCUCAACUCGAACUCGAAGAACUAAUCGAUAAGUUGCUCAGAAUAAGUACACUACCUCAACAGCCUACCGUUCAAAAAUCUCUAGAAAAUCAGAAAGAGAUUAGCAAUAUUACUGAAAGGGUAAAAAAGCUCGAGGUUGAUAAAGAUGCAAAAAGCUCAGUCGAUAACCGUGCAAUUGGCGCCACCGUUGGUAAUUUUAUGAAGUGGGCGAGUGAAAACGGCGCGCAAUUAAAUGGGUGUUCAAUUGAGGAGUUUGAAGGGUAUGGAUUGGGGGUUAAAGCAAAUGUUGAUAUAGCAGAGUCGAGUUUGGUCAUUGCUGUACCGAGGAAGUUAAUGAUGAGUGUGGAAAAUGCCAAAGAAAGUAUUCUCAAAGACUUGAUUGAAAAGGAUAAGAUCUUGGGGAGUAUGCCGAAUGUGACUUUGGCCAUAUUUCUACUACUUGAAAAGUUUAAAGGAGACUCGUUUUGGAAGCCCUACAUUGAUAUUUUGCCAAAGAAGUAUACUACAGUAUUGUACUUCAGUAUUGACGAAUUGGAGGAACUUAGAGGAAGUCCGACUCUUGAAAUCGCUCUAAAACAGAUAAAAAGUAUCUCACGACAAUAUGCCUAUUUUUACAAACUUUUUGCAACCUCGGAUGACCCUGUCAGCAAGAUCAUGCGGACUCGGUUUAGUUACACCGAAUAUUGUUGGGCAGUUUCUACUGUGAUGACACGUCAAAACACCAUCCCUUUCCAAGAGAAUUACUACGCUCUUAUACCAUUAUGGGACAUGUGCAACCACACAAACGGAACUAUAUCGACAGCUUACAACCCGGUCCUCGAUCGCAGCGAAUGUUUAGCGGUAAAAAACUUCAAAGCCGGAGAACAAUUAUUCAUUUUCUACGGAAGCAGAAGUAACGCCGAUCUUUUUGUUCACAACGGAUUUGUGUUCGAAAACAACGAUUACGAUUGUUAUUGGAUCCGUUUGGGGAUAAGCAAGUCUGACCCUCUGCAACAGAAGAGGAAUCAUUUGUUGAGUAAAUUGUCGAUAUCGAGCACUUGCGACUUUUCUAUUAGAAAAGGUGCGAAACCGAUCGACGGCCAGCUGUUGGCCUUCUUGCGCGUUUUCAACAUGAACGAGGAACAACUCGAUCAUUGGAUAAACAGCGACAAAAGCGCCGAUUUGGGGUACAUCGACUGUGCUCUAGACACGGCUUUGGAAGCAAAAUCGUGGCGGUUUCUUCACGCUAGGCUUAAGCUUCUUUUAUCAACAUACAAAACGACAUUGGAAGAAGACGAGAAAUUUAUAUCAGAAGCUCAAGCAACGCCUAAUCGCCUUAUGGCGAUAAAAAUGAGGACGACGGAGAAACGCAUCAUCCGAGAAACACUCGAAUAUGUGGAACAGUACAUCCAACAUUAAUUUUUUGUGAAAAUAAAACAAAUAAACGAUAAACAAGU